Hyphopichia burtonii NRRL Y-1933 is the source of this 216-nucleotide messenger RNA. RefSeq lists its product as uncharacterized. The record is from RefSeq and is a predicted model, not a curated record. Bases 1 to 216 code for a protein of 71 amino acids. Gene Ontology annotation, biological process: protein secretion; intracellular transport. The transcript has 2 exons. Lineage: Eukaryota; Fungi; Ascomycota; Pichiomycetes; Serinales; Debaryomycetaceae.
AUGUCUGCGUUGUUUAAUUUCCAGUCGCUUCUUCAGGUCAUACUAUUGUUAAUAUGUACAUGCACAUAUGUCCAUUCUACCUGGCCAACGUUAUUGAAUAAGAAUAAAACCGGAGCCUUUGGGGUAUUUUGGAAGUUUGCAAGAAUUGGAGAGAGAUUGAGUCCAUAUGUUGCCAUAGGAUGUUUUAUUAUGGCUUUUAAGGUAUUAAGUUCAUGA